UCCGCGUGGCGAGCGCGCCGAGCGGGGUAUGAUGAAGCCUGGCCGAGCCGCGGUGCUCGCCAUGUGUACGUAGAGUGGCGCCGGGCGCGAGUGACGGGAAACCGGCAAAGUGCAGUGUCCGCGUGUGCGGAAAACUAAUCUUCACGUUGUGGUUCACUUGUACUACUUUUCACGUACCUAGUAGUUGGAUUAAGCUCGGUGUGUAAAUGGAGCCACAUGUGUUUCGCAAACGGAGGUUGGUGCACAACUGAUCGCUUUGCUGCUACCCGUAGAUUCUUUUUUUUUUAUAUUUGUGCCUAGCACAAGUAGAUGCUUCAUCUGUUGAGAAAGCUCACUGAAUAAGUCUGUAAAUGUACUUGUGUUUCAGGUGUUGUGUUGUGUGUUCGUUUAUGUAAACACGCGGUUGUUUGUAUGGUGUAUUGUCUCUGCUGUUGUUUAUUUCGCGAUACGGCUACGUGCCGUCGGCAGCUGUUUGCACGCCAGACAGGCUUUUGUUUACAGAGGAGCCGUUGAGGAAGGAUUUUGACAGGAUUUCGGCGGUGAUCUCUUCGUCUCUCAGUGGAUUCUGUAGUGUUCGACAGCUUGGUGAAUAUUUUGUUUUUACAAGAAAAUUUGUGAGUGUGGUACACUGAAGGAGGAGGAGGAGGAAAAAUUGUGUCACGGCCUUCGACGGAAAGUCACGAGAAAGAAGAUAGGAGGAAUGGAAUGCUAGAGGACUACUAGCCCUUUGUCAUCGAUCACGCAGCGGUGGAGUCGGGAACACAAGGCAGAUUUCCACCGACCACGUAUUUGCGAGAGCUGCACAGGCGGGCCGCAGCUGGUCUCUGGAGAUGCGCCCAGCUCCACCUGAGACGGCUACGGGGCUAAGAUGUCGGAGGAGGUCGGGCCGCGCGGGCCUGGGCUGCGCUCACUCGACGGCUCGCCGGCGGACGCGUGCUGCGCAUGGCUGCCCCAAUGAGAGACAACCCGCUCGACGGCGGCCACCGAGCUAAGGUGGCAGACCCCCGGUCAGCAGCGCAGCAGCAGGCGGCCAAGGCGGCCGAUCAGGCGGCCAACAACUUCGAGUACGACGAUAAUGAAUGGGACAUCGGCAUCGGCGACCUUAUCAUAGACUUGGAUGCCGAUAUAGAGAAGACGAACGAGAAGGGGGCGGCAGGGGCGGCGUCGGCGGUGGGGGGCGGCACCGGAACCGGGGGCGGCAUGUCCGCUGCGGCGACGGCAGGAUCGCAGGCGGCACAGGCUGGCGGCGGAGGAGGCGGUGGCGGCGCGGCCGCGGCCGGCAAGGGCGCCAAGAUGGCUGUCGAGCACUCGGCCACGGUCGACAAGGGGCUGAAGAUGAAGAUUAAGAGGACCAAGCCGGGCACCAAGACGUCGGAGGCCAAGCACGAGAUCGUCAAGCCCGGCGAGCAGAACGGCGGAGAGGCCAGCGACGGUACCGGAAGCACCAACGGCGCCGCUACCCCCGGGGGCGGCGCGGGAGGCGGGGGCGGCGGCAGCAGCAAGAAGGCCGCCCAGGGUCAGCAGACAGGCGGUGGCGCCGGCGGAGGCGGCGGGGGCGGCGGCAGCAAACGCGGCUCCAGCGGCCACCGGCGCGACAAGGCGCGCGACAAGCACGGCGGCGGGGGCGGCGCCGAUAAGGGCAGUAAAGCCCAGCAACAGCAGGCGGCACCUCCCCCGGCGUCGACGCCGUCGCCCGCGCCGCCCCCGCAGCAGCAGCAACAGCAGCAGCAGCAAGCUGCGCCGCAGCAGCCGGAGCUGAACGGCUCGGUGCGGUCCCCGGCUGGUCCGGCGACCGUUGGCCUUCCGCCCCCGACGCUGGCGCAACAGCCGCCGCAGCCGCCCUCGCAGCAGCAAGCGCCGCCCCCGCCGCCGCCGCAGCAGCAGCCGUCCCCACAGCCGCCGCCGCAGCAGCAGGCGACGCCGCCCCCGCAGCCGGCGCAGCAGGCGCCCUCGUCCGCGGCGACGCGUGUCGUGUUCCCCGGCCCCGGGCCCGGUCCCCCGCUGCUGGCCGCCGCCCCCGGUCCGCCCCCGCCCACGUCGCCAGCGCCGGUAAUGCUGGCGCCCACCCUCACCCCCGUGAAGAGCGGCUCGCCGCCCGUCCACGACGGUAUCGAUGACUGCUCGUCACCGCCUCCGGCCAAGAAGCUCAAGACUGAGCCCAAGGACAUGUUGGAUGUGUGUGUCGGUACGAGUGUGGGCACCAUCACAGAGCCAGAUUGCCUGGGACCGUGUGAGCCGGGCACCAGUGUCACACUCGAAGGAAUUGUGUGGCAUGAGACAGAGGGUGGUGUUCUUGUCGUCAAUGUGACGUGGCGAGGCAAGACUUACGUUGGCACACUGUUAGACUGUACGCGGCAUGAUUGGGCACCUCCAAGGUUUUGUGAUUCACCAACAAGUGACCUGGAUGCGAGGACGCCCAAAGGAAGAGGGAAGAGGGGACGAGCUGCAGCAAGUACAACCCCAGGAGGAGAUUUGAGCAACUUCACAGAAACCCGGUCAUCUGUACAUAGUAAAUUAAGAAAUGGUGGUGCCAAAGGGAGACGAGGAGCUGCUAGUGGAUCCAAUAAUUCUGGUGCAGGGACAGCUGGUACGGGUUCCCCAACACCUUUUGUUUCUCCAAGACCUGAAACCAAUAACAAAAGAAAAGGUCGUUCUCCUGAAGAAGAAUCUCCCACUUCGGCAAAGAAAACGAGAGUACCUCCACCACCAACCCCAUCUGGGGGAAGCAGCAGUCCUCCUUCCUCACCUGUAUUGCUGGAGUGUCCAGAACCCAAUUGCUCGAAAAAGUACAAGCAUAUCAAUGGGCUGAAGUACCAUCAGUCACAUGCCCAUGGGUCAGCCGAAGAUGAUGACACCAAGGAUGCUGCCAGCACAUCAGAGAAUGAUGAGAGCAAUGCUGAGGCACCAAGUCCCAGUCCAGCACCUUCUCUCAAGUCACCAGAGAAGCAACCGGAAGUACAACCACAAAGAAAAGAGGAAAUGGUGAAUGGUACAGUUCAGAAUGCUGCUAGUCCAUCUCCGGCAUUAGCUACUCAGGAGCCUCCAAGUCAACCGGCGACACCAAAGAGUGGAAUAGUGACUCCACCUACACCUCAGCAGCUGCCGCCUGCUGUCCCUCCACAGGCUUCAACUGCUCCUCCUGAACUGGUGUCAACACCGGUGCCUCCUAUGGGUGCUGUUUCGAGUCCUGAAACAAAGAAUUUGGUGAAACCUGGUGUCUUAAGAUUUGUGCCACCUGUGGAAGACUUUUCGGUUGGUGUUUUCUGCAAUAACAAACAAGUUUUGCCUCCAACAAGCGUAAGUGGAAACGGUGCUCCUGUGUCAGCCAUUCGAGCUGUGAACGUUGCUGUGCCUCCCAGUCAGACUCAGCCACAACCACCUCCACCACCACCACCACCACCACCUCCUCCUCCUCCUCCUCCACCACCACCAACCCAGCAGAAUGUAUCUCAGACUCAACCACCACCUCCAGUGCAAUCUCAGCCACAACUGCAGCCACAGCCACCACAACCACAGCCUGCUCCUCCACCACCACAGCAACAGCAGCAGCAGCAACAGCAACAACAACAGCAACAGCAGCAGCAGCAAGUUGUUCCGCAACCACCAUUGCAACAGGCCCAGGUUCAAAGCCAGCCUCUUCCACAGCCACAAUCAAUUCCUCUUGCACAGACACAACUGCCAUCAGUGGCAAAACCACCACAGUUCAAAGUGAAAUCUACAGCUUCCCUCAUGCCUGAUGACAAGAAAGAUAGGACUAAGCUCCAAGGGCACAAGAAGAAAAAUAGAAAAUCUCCUGCAGGAAGUCCACACCCACAACCUGAACAACCCAGUUUUGGCUUGGAUCCAUCUAAUCGUGAGGAUGUACAAAGUCCAGCGUACUCUGACAUAUCUGAUGAUGCAGCACCAGUUCUUGAAUCAGAAGUUGGUGACAGCAAAGGAAAAGUUCAAAGUGCAGACAAGAAAGGAGAUGUUGGACAGGGUCCCUCACCCCAUUCCAUUCCCCAUUAUGGCAUGUAUCCUUUCUUUGGGCAACCUCCUUAUCUUGUACCUUCAGUACAGGAUGGAAAACCAAAAGACAAUGGAGAGAAAAUUAUUGAUAACAAAGUACCCGAAAAGGACAAAAAAGAUAGUACUAACAGUAAUGAGUACCAGCAAAAACCAAUGCAGCCUCACUAUUAUCCUUACCCAUACAUUCAUGGAUAUCCAUAUGGCCUGGAGACUAACUAUCCUAUGACAGCAAUGCAGCCGGAUGACAAAAUUAAGGAACUGCAAGGUAAAGAUGACAAAAGUCCAAGUCCUAUUGAACAUUCAAAACCACUGCCAUCAGUUCCGAGUCCAAUUCAAGUCCCUAAUCCAGCUAAGCUGAAAAAUGAGGCAAGUGCAGGUAUAAAAGAAAAGCACCAAAAUGAAAAUCACCAGAUUCUUAAAGAGAGUAUCGAAAUGAAAAAUCAGAUGAACUCUUACGUUUAUUCACGGCAGCAGCAGCAGCAGCAGCAGCAGCAACAGCAACAACAACAACAACAGCAGCAGCAACAACAGGAAGACUUACGGCGCUUUUACCUCUAUCCUGAACAACAAAACCAGCAGCAACAACAACAGCAGCAGCAGCAGCAGCAGCAACAACAACAACAGCAGCAGCAGCAGCAGCAGCAGCAGCAGCAGCAACAACAACAGCAGCAACCGCAGCAACCACCGCCGCCACCACCACCACCUAUGCAGCAGCAACAGCAGCAGCAACAACCACGUCGCAAGGAGCCACAGGGUGUAUCAGAGCCAUCUGUUAAGCCACCAGGUCCAUUGCCUAAACCUGCUACGUUGUCCAGUCCAAGCCAUAAGCAUAAAGACAAGCUUCCUGAAGAGAAGAAAGAAGAGAAAGUGAAGCAAGAAGGAGUUAAACCAACAAUGGAGACCCAAGGCCCUCCACCUCCGCCCACCUCUUCCUAUGCAUACAUCCACCCUGGAUACAUGCAACCCCCACAUUAUGGAGCACUACCAUUUGACCCAAGUCAUACUGUAUAUCGCAGUGUCCUGGUCCCUGGUCCAUAUGGAGCCAAUCCCUACCUGCAUCCUCAGUUGCCGAGGUAUCCUCAUGCACCAGAAGACCUGUCGAGGCCUCCUUCUGGACCUGCUAAAGCUUUAGAUCUCCUGCAGCAUCAUGCAAGUCAAUAUGCAUAUGCCAGCACACACAAAAUACACGAGUUGCAAGAACGAGCCCUAAAAUCACCUACACCAAAGGCACCAGCUUCGGCAGCAUCUCCAUCAGGUCCGGUAGGACCGUUACCUUCCGGUGGGCCACAGCAAGCAGUGGCACCAGGGCAGCCACCGGCCGGUGCACCGCCGGGACCAGUACCUCCGGCACCACCAGGCAAGCAGGUGGCCGCUGCAGCCGGCAAUGGCGGUGAUGGGAAGGAAGCGCGGUCGCCGCCUCCGCAGCGCCACGUUCACACGCACCACCACACGCACGUCGGCUUGGGCUACCCUUUGUUGGCUAGCCAGUACUCCACACCUUACGGAGCGGCUGUGCUAGCGAGCCAGCAGGCGGCAGCCGUGGCCGCAACGGUCAUCAAUCCGUACCCACCAAAGUGAAGUGCGCCUAGCUUAUACACAGGCUGCGAAUGUAGCGUACACUUCUGUAUGUGGGAGAAAGACUAUUGGCUUCUUGUUGGACUGAGAGAGAGAGGGAGAGACCCUUGUUUUUUUGUAAGUACUGGAUGUGCUGUCAGAGGGACUGCUCAUCUUCUCGCAACAGUACGGGUGUGGUGCUGUUCACACAGUGAGGCACCUUUCAGCGGAAUAGAGUGAGCUGUAUUAUGUGCGUAUGAGUGUGUUUUCGUUGUCUUCACUGACAAUUUGACAUAGUGAAUACUAGUGUAUGCUGUUGUCAGGAAUUGUUUUAUUUAUAGAUUGCCUGGCAAUUGUGAGCCAUUCCAAGUGCAUCUGUUUUGUAGGUGUAUGUGAGAAAGACUGGUGUGCACUGGAAAUUUCUGUUGAAUCUUACCUUGUGUGUGUGUGUGUGUGUGUGUGUGUGUGUGUGUGUGUGUGUGUGUGGGCGCGCACAUUAGUGUUAGAGAGAGAGAGAGAGAGAGAGAGAGAGAUUUACUGUAUAAUUGUACCAUAGUGUAACAAGAUUUGUGUAAAUAUUAUAAAGAGAUGACUCGCUGCCCUUUGGGAUGCUUUAGUUUAAGUAGUCUGAAUGUGGAAAGUUUAAACUCUGUGUGUAUUUUUAAUGUUUUUGAAUUAAUUAGAAAAUGGCAAUGUUUAUUAUUCUCUACACAAGGUACAUUUAAUAUUUUUGGUUGAUAUUAUUUUCCAGAUAUUGUGGAAAUAUAUUAACCCGUUCCAGUUUUAGUGGAAUGAGAUGUACAGUAACUGAAAAUCAAAUUAUAUUAUAAUAAAUAUAGUUGUAUAUUAUAUUUGCUUAGAAGAAUAAGAGAACAAAAAACCUGAUUGUUGUUGUUACUCAUUACUUUCCUGUCACCUUGUACAUAUUCACAUUCCAACCAUAUAGACUGUGAUAUUUUUUUAAAUUUCUAGUGAUAAAGUAGGUGUAAUUCUUAUUCAAUACUGGUCAGAACAAAAAUCAUCUUUAUCUAAUAAUGUUGCUCUUAAGUUCUGUUGUUACAAAAUUUAAUCUGGUUUUUGAAGUAAGCAAAUACCAAAUAAAACUGGUGUAUAAAUAAAGUGGAAUAAUGGUGCCUCUUGUAUAAAUCACAGGAAUUUUUUGCAUUGUAUUUUAAUAAUGUAAUUUAAAUUUUAACAUAAUUGAUGAGGUUUAAUUGUACCAAGACUUGAUAUACUUAAAAAUAUGAAAAAAGCUGAAGUACAACACAUUAGUAAUAUUUCCCUCCAUGUGAGAAUGAAUGCUCUUCAUUUAUGGAGAGUUACGAUCUCAGAUAUUCCCUCCUCCUCUUUUUUUUUUUCUUGUCGCACUGUUACAAAUUCUAAACAUGUCUCAUUUUGCUAGGGGCAGUGGGAGAGAUGGCACACAACCAGUUUUAAUGGUUGAAUCAGGAAGCAGAUUCAGUGAUGAGUUUUUUUUUUUCCAAUUCUGUUAAUUUUUGUACAUUCUGAACUUCUGACUUUCUUCUAAUGCUUCAGACUUUAAAGCAGAGAUUUUUGUAUAAAAUAUAUCACAAUAAAAUGUAAUUCAUAAUAUUAA
Messenger RNA from Schistocerca americana (American grasshopper), 7159 nucleotides. Its product is annotated as zinc finger protein 608. NCBI's taxonomy places the organism in Eukaryota, Metazoa, Arthropoda, Insecta, Orthoptera, Acrididae. Gene Ontology annotation, cellular component: nucleus. Gene Ontology annotation, biological process: regulation of transcription by RNA polymerase II. The record is from RefSeq and is a predicted model, not a curated record. The coding region runs from base 943 to 5586 and encodes 1547 amino acids. The transcript is spliced from 7 exons.